Messenger RNA from Chelonia mydas (Green sea turtle), 5255 nucleotides. It is a transcript of the gene STMN3, whose product is annotated as stathmin 3. The record is from RefSeq and is a predicted model, not a curated record. Bases 155 to 913 code for a protein of 252 amino acids. Gene Ontology annotation, cellular component: neuron projection; cytoplasm. Gene Ontology annotation, molecular function: tubulin binding. The transcript is spliced from 6 exons. NCBI's taxonomy places the organism in Eukaryota, Metazoa, Chordata, Testudines, Cheloniidae. Gene Ontology annotation, biological process: regulation of microtubule polymerization or depolymerization; microtubule depolymerization; neuron projection development.
UUGGGAGUGUCUAUAUUGCAGCAUGCUGGAUAAUUUUGGGGUGUUUGAGGAUGAAGGAUGUAUGCAGCUGGCAGAAUAGUGUGAGGAACCUAAAGCUGAUGAGGUUAACGGUGGAUAAAAAAUAAUGCGGUGAAGAUCGUACUGCCACAACUGGAUGAAUAAUACAGGGGUGCCUGCGGCACUUACUGUGAAAGAGGCGGCGUUUUUCUGGUUCCUGAAUGGAUGGCUGCAGCCCCCUACAGCUGAGUCAGAUCUUCCUCUGUUCCACAGCAUUGCAGCACUUCAGCGGAAAGCCAGCAAGGCGUUCUUUCGCUCCUCCCUACUACUGCAUCUCCCCUCCAGCAUCCACUCUGCUACCCACCUCGCCACCAUGGCCAGUACUGUGUCAGCCUACAAGGAGAAAAUGAAGGAGCUGUCCUUGCUCUCACUGAUCUGCUCCUGUUUCCACACUCAGCCGCACCCCAACACCAUCUACCAGUAUGGAGACAUGGAGGUGAAGCAGCUGGACAAAAGGGCAUCUGGCCAGAGCUUUGAAGUGAUCCUGAAGUCCCCUUCGGACUUGUCCCCGGAGAGUCCAGUCCUCUCUUCUCCCCCUAAGAAGAAGGACCUGUCCCUGGAGGAGCUGCAGAAGAGGCUGGAGGCUGCAGAGGAGAGGAGGAAGACCCAGGAGGCCCAAGUGCUGAAGCAGCUGGCGGAGAAGCGGGAGCACGAGCGGGAGGUGCUGCACAAGGCCCUGGAGGAGAACAAUAACUUCAGCCGGCUGGCUGAGGAGAAGCUCAACUACAAGAUGGAGCUGAGCAAGGAGAUCCGUGAAGCUCACCUAGCUGCCUUGAGGGAGCGACUGCGUGAGAAGGAACUGCAUGCAGCUGAGGUUCGCAGGAACAAGGAACAGCGGGAGGAGAUCUCUGGAUAAAGGGCUUUUCUACACAUCUAGCACCUGGUUCCUGAUAACCAACCAACCAACCAACCAACCAACCCACCCAACCCAUUUUAUUUUGUUUGUCUAGAUGCAACAUUCGGUUCCUCAUUUUCCCCCACCCUCUGGUGUUCGUUCCCCAGCUACACGCUUCUCUCUCUCCAUCCUUAACUGUUCAGUACUUGUGGGGGAUCACAGGCCAUGGGGUACCUCUAAGCAUAAUAGCAGCUAGUUCAUAUGAAGUAUAGAAUCAGUCAAUAACCAAUCAAUCAGCUUCUCUUUGGGAUUUUGUUCUUUUUUAAAAAUCUUUCUUAAACAGAUGUAAAGAAUUCAGAUAUUAAUAAAUUCAACCAGCAGUGUCAUGGAGAUAUGGAUUUCCUAUCCAGAGCUUAUACUACUCUUGGUGUUUGCUCUGAGCCAGAUAUCAGUGUCAAGACAAUGGGCAGUAAAUAGUGAGGAUUUCUUCCUUGUGAGGGAGUGGUUAAUGGAUCCAUUGUUUCCCAGCAGAUGGAGAAGGAGACCAGAUGGCUCAAGGAAUUGGUUAUGUCAUGCAGAGCCUUUCACCUUGGGUCACUGGUUUGAAGCCAGCCCAGGUAGGUAGUGACGUAGUCGUUACUUUCUGAUAGUGCUUUGGUAGCCCAUGUGAAAUUAGCUGGGGGUCUCAGAGCCUAGUGGACAGGUGCCCAUAUCACAAAAAAUACCAUCACCACAGGCAUUAGUGGAUAGCCUAGUCGGCCACGGGCUGAAUAAGCCUGUAGACUGAACUACCCUCUCAGUUGUAGAGGCAGGACUGGGGCACGCUGGCUAAGCAGUGUCGGGGAAGCCUGCACGGUUACUGCCUGUGUUGAACCCGAUUCUAUGGAUAAUCGGGGUGGCUCGAUUUCCAGGACUGUCAAUCAAUUUCACAAAACAGUAACAUUUCACUUCAGUAAGUAAAUAAACAAACUAGAAAGGUAUGUGAUUGCGAGUCAGUCCACCAGCCUUUAGAGAAACUCUAAUUUGGGAGAAUUAUUGUUCCCUCUUCCCAAAGAUGGAUGUGACUCUUCAAUACCAUUACAGGAGAGACAUUUGGACCAAAGAUCACAGAAUGAACCAGAGAGCUCUGGCUCUUCGGUGAAGCAAAGGACACCCUGAUCUCUUCAAUGGUAUUUCCAGAAUGGCAGCUUUGGAAAAGACAGAUGUGGGGGGGGGAGGGUGGAACACGCUGCCAGGGAGAGGACAGAAGGGGUUAGGAGAUGUUUGUGUGUCUGUUUCUGGUGUAGUCACGGCGGUAGAAAUGUAAGGUCAUUGUUUACAGAGAUGGCUGCUGUAAAAGCAGAUGGUGAGCCAAACUGUAAGGGGUCUGCCAUUCCAUUACUGAGGUCAAUAGAGUUGCAGACACUUAACGCCAGAUCUGAAUUUGACUUGAUUGAUACAUCAACUGGCCUUUUUAUGUCUGUGGCUAAAGUGCAAGAAGGCACCAUCUUAAACUCAGUGAAGACUUGUUAUACGGUGUUUGUGCAGGAUUCGGCUUGCACAAGAGCAUUUCCUUGUGGGAGGAUAUUGUGGGGGAGAACAUGGCAGCUCUUUUUCCUUUUGGAACAUAGAGCAGCAAAGAUUCUUUCCUUCCACCUUCCAACUUUUGCAGUGUACUGGUACCUUUCUUCCAGACCAGUGCAGUGUUUCCAAGGAAAGGGAGCAGGAAUAUAGGCACAGAUACGGGAAGGAAUCAUGGACUGAAAUUCAUCCUCACUGUGUCACAAACUUCCCCUCUCCCAAUGGCCAUAAUGGAUUCUGUUUCGGAACCCAGGAUGAACUAACAGGCCAUCAAGGGGAACAGGAGGUUACUUUCUAGUAACUGGUGCCCUUUGCACACAUUACCUUCAAAAAGCCACUCUUUAAGUGAGGCACACUACUCCAGUGCGGCUCUGUGGAGGCAAUGUCACCAAGGAGAAUAACUUGUCCAAACAACUAUAUGCUCUUGGCCCAGUGGGUACAGCAGACAUUUGCACAGUAUAUACUGCUUCCUUUUACUGUACAUAGAAUGGUUCCUGGCAGUUGUGUAGGCAGGCGCUGAGGGGUUUCACAAACCAGGGUUGGGAUAAGCAGGACUGGAAUGUCAUCUAGCACAAAGGACCCAGGUGGUGUCAAGAUGCCAAAGCAGAUAGGGAUUUCAUAUUUGGUGUAAAGUUCCCCUUGCGCCCCCCUCCCCCAAAAAAUAUUUGCUGACUCAGUUCUGAAGCUGCAGGUUUUCCAUCUACAACGAGCUGGCAGAGUGUAAGGAAUCUGCCAUGCCCCAAACCAGAUGGGUAGCAAUUGGUCACAAAAGCCAAAUAGUGUGGUAAAGAAGUGACAGCAGCUGCUGGAAACAAGGCCGCUAGCCUCUCCCUAAUCUACCAGAGAAUAAAUUCUCCUUUUAAAUAGAGAAGAUCCCUCUAUGGCCACAACAUGUUUAUGGAUAUUAGGGAAAAGCUCUGCUCCAAAGGGAAGGGCUAGCUUAGCUACAAACCUCUCUGCCAGGGUCAGAGAAAGGCCAGGACUGUUGUUUGGCCCCAGCAGUGUCCAGGGACAGGAAGCAUGUUAGGGGCAAGGUAGGGAAAAGGAAAGGAAACUGACGGUUGAAUUUCUUAACAGUAGCUAAUGAUCAGUUUGUAAGUAGCAGUUGUCUUAGAUAAGCAUCUGUGUACACUGCGGAAUCAUCGCCAGAAUCAUCUCAUCCUUAUAGUGACAAUAAAUUUUAAAGUUAAUGAAUAAAUAAAUAAAAUGUUUGUGUGUAAGAAAUGGUUGAAACUGUCAAAUGUCCAUGUCUCACACCGGUGGGAGCUGAGAAGAUGUCUGCAAGAUAUUAACCCUGUCCUACUCUCUGUAGUGCUGAGUGUUUGCUUGGUGUGUAAUUCUGACCUGAAGCUUGUUGUAAAUACUGUUUUUAGUACUAUGACGAUGAUUAUUAUUAUCGGAAAUGUUGUAGUCAUGAGCACGAGAUUAAAACCAAUGAGAAACAACCAUUUCCACUUUGAUUACCCACUGGGCUCAAAAGAAUUUGGAGGCAGGGCCAGUGAGGGCAGGAUGCCUGGGGCUGUGGGAUCUAGGCCCAGAGAGAGCAGUACAUCGAGAGGCAAGUGGCAGCACAGUGCAUAGCUGUUUGCUGCCUGCUGAGUGGCUGGGCUGCUUCAGGUGGAAGGUAAAUCAGGGAGUCAGGAGUAGGAGGCAGACCAAAGAGUCCUUCAGGCAGGGUGGGUGGGAACUGAGAAAAUCCAUUCCAGGAGUGGGGCAGAAGGAGGAUCAGAAGAAAAAAUCUAAUGGGUGGGAUGUGACGUUUCAAACACAACCCUAAAAUGUAAUGGAGCCGGGUCCAAUUUAGUAUUAAUUCAACUCUGCCUCUGCGGAGGUAGUCCAGUCUAUUUCCUGUAACCAGGGAACAAGACUGAAGAAAUGGAUGGUUCUAUGUAUGAUGCAGAAGAAAGUGGGUAGCUGCAGACUGGUCUUUGUUGGGGGCCUUCCUUCCCUUAUCCUGUACAGUCACCAGGUCUCAAUUUUUGCCUCUGCUUGUAUCUUCCAUCUCAAACUUUCAUGGUGAAGCUCCCAGUUCAAGAUCGCCUCCACGCAGUUACAGGCCAAUUUUGAUCUCAGGUGAAGACUUAUUCUUGCAAUAGCUUGCCUGACAAAUACUCAAAUUGGUGAUUCACACAAGAUCUGGCCAGAGAGGUGUGUAGGAUAUAGCGCUUGUGCAGACGGGAGAGCUGGGAACCUCAUUUUCUUCACCUUUACACCUUCAGUGCUGUGAGGUACAGUGGACAUGGCAGGAAAAUGCAUUCGUGCAGGAUAAACUGAUGCAUCAGGCAGAGAAACAGGGGCGUGUCAGGUAGAGGUUUGCAUCAGUAAUGUCAGGGAAAGGUUUGUUACAUCUGAUGGGAUAUGUCACGUCAGGGAAAAAUGCUUGUAUGGUGUGCCCAGGUGAAUCAGGUAUAACAUGGCGCUGUGUCUGCCCCGUGCAACUGAAUGUCAGGGAAAUGAGUUUGUCCAGUGCCACUGGCUGUAUCAGGGAAACGUGUUUGGUUUCUGUGGCUGUGUGCCUCUGGAAUGGAAUUCCUGUUGCUUGGAGGGACAUCCCACUAACACUGCUGAUGAAACGUUUGCACAGUCCAGACUGCAGCGGAGAGGUUAAUGACAGAUGCAAGAUACAUGCCUGAACUAACGCGGUGCCUGACAGCAUCAUACAUCGCUUUGAUCUUCAGUUCACAAAUCCACAUCAGCUCACAAUUAUUUCAUUCCUGUUGACGUCCCAGAAUUGCUAACAAGCAGUUUGUGCCUGAAGAGGGGUUUCUUACCCCGCCCCCACCCCAUUAACUCCCUUAUAUUU